Fonsecaea erecta is the source of this 2880-nucleotide messenger RNA. RefSeq lists its product as hypothetical. Gene Ontology annotation, molecular function: protein binding. The transcript has 2 exons. The record is from RefSeq and is a predicted model, not a curated record. NCBI's taxonomy places the organism in Eukaryota, Fungi, Ascomycota, Eurotiomycetes, Chaetothyriales, Herpotrichiellaceae. The coding region runs from base 1 to 2880 and encodes 959 amino acids.
AUGGACGGCCUCAGCGACGCUGCCAGCCUCAUCGCUGUCAUUAAACUGUCAUGUGAAGUGAUCGGAUUCGUCGGGACGGCAAGCGGAGCCACGAAGGAAAGGAAGCGCGUUCGCGAGGAGGUCCAAGCCUGCCAAACCAUCCUCCAACAACUCAAAGAUGAGGCUGACGAAUCCGAAGAAGGGCAGACGUGGACGAAAAUAAUCAACGCUCUUGAGGAACUUCAUGCGCCACUGGGUCGGCUCUCGAUUGCUUUGAACCUCCUCAAAACGAGGCUGGAGCCCAGGUCCGGCCAGAGGAUCCUCACAUCCUUGAAAUGGCCAUUUCAGGAGAAAGAGGUGGCAAGGAUCAUCGACGCCAUCGAACGAGAGAAAGCAUUGUUGGGUUUGGCAUUGAUCAAUGAUUACCGGAGACUGAUCCAAGAUCUCCAGAAGAGCUCCAGAGAAAACACACGCCAUGUCCUGGAGCUCAUCGACGUAGUCAGAAGCAGCUCGCAGGGCACUGAGGGCCAGCUUGCCGAGUUGAGAGACGGCCUGGCCCGUAUCGAAGUGCUGCAGGCUGAUGUCAACGACGGCCUCGGUCGUCUGACCGGUCGAGAUGAUCGGCGAGAAGCUUCUGAAGAGCAUAAGGCUGUCCUUGACUGGCUCACCACCGUCGACUAUGCUUCUCAACAGAGCGACUUCAUUAGUCGACGACAGCCGGGGACUGGACAGUGGCUUCUCGACUCGACAGAGUUCAAGACGUGGGUGGAGACCGACAGGCAGAUAUUGUUCUGCCCAGGUAUUCCUGGCGCAGGGAAAACAAUUCUUACAUCAAUCGUUGUCGAGUAUCUCCACGACAAGUUUCGAGGGGCACAUACCCAUAAUACCGACCAUCACUCAGGCGGCAAUAUUGGUAUUGCAUAUCUCUAUUGCAACUUUCGGCGGCAAUACGAACAGGAGGCCAGUGACCUGCUCGCGAGCCUACUCAAGCAGCUAAGCCAGGCGAGGUCGUCGUUGACAGAAAGUGUCAAGCAGCUCUAUAGCCAACACAGACACAAGCGAACACGACCCUCAUUCGACGAAAUAUCAAGAGCACUCCAAUCUAUUGCCAGCACGUUUCUCCGAGUCUUUAUUAUCGUCGACGCAAUUGAUGAGUGCCAAACAACUAAUGGCAGCCAGACGAAGGUCUUAACAGAGGUUUUCAAUAUCCACGCAAGCUCCGGAGCCAACAUCUUUGUGACCUCGAGAUUUAUUCCGGACAUUACCAGAAAAUUUGAAGCGGCUACCUCAUUGGAGAUUCGUGCCAGCGAGGAAGACGUGCGAAGAUAUGUUGACGGCCACAUCUACCGACUCCCUGGAUUUGUUAGCGGUAAUCACGACUUACAAGAAGAAAUCAAGACGGGGAUUGUCCGGUCGGUAGGGGGAAUGUACCUCCUCGCUCAGCUCCAUCUUGAUUCCUUGGUCGGCAAGAGAUCCCCCAAAGCUAUUCGUGCAGCGUUGGCAAACUUAUCCACAGGUCUGAAGGCACAGGUAUAUGAUCUCGCCUAUCAAAACGCCAUGGAGCGCAUCGAAGGUCAAGUAGCAGAUCAAGCCCAGCUUGCCAAACAGGUUCUAUCCUGGGUCACCUGCACAAAGCGACCGCUCACCACAUUAGAACUGCAGCACGCUCUUGCAGUGGAAGUUGGCGAGGCUGAGCUAGACGAAGAGAACCUCCCCCAGAUCGAAGACAUGGUCUCUGUAUGUGCUGGCUUGGUCACACUUGACAGAGAAAGUGGCAUCAUCAGGCUAGUGCAUCAUACGGCACAGGAAUAUUUCGAGCGGACCCAGAAGCACUGGUUUCCGGAUGCUGAGGCUGAGAUAACGACCUGCUGCGUCACGUACUUGUCCUUUGACGCCUUCACAUCCGGCCACUGCGCAAGCGACGAAGCGUUCGAGGGGCGGUUGCGGUUAUAUCCAUUCUAUCGUUAUGCAGCGCAUUAUUGGGGUAUCCACGCCCGUCAGGUAUCAACAUGCUCCACGCUCCUGAUCGAUUUCCUGAGGGAAAUAUCGAAUGUGGAAGCAGCCGCGCAAGGACUCUUCGCCGUCCGAGAUUCGUGGGAACCGCAGUACAGCCAACGGGUCCCAAAACAGCCGCUGGGCCUCCAUUUAGCAGCACACUUUGGAAUCGAAGAAGCAACGGGUAUCUUGCUGCAGCAUUGCCAAAGUGUAGAGGCAACAGAUGCGAGCGGCCGCAAGGCGCUGUCUUAUGCCGCAACUGGUGGGCACGAGCCCACGGUGCAACUGCUGCUCGACAGGGGCGCCGACAUCGAGGCAACAGAUGACAACGGCCAGACGCCCCUGUGGUAUGCUGCCAGGGCCGGGCACGAGGCAGUCGUCCGGCUGCUGCUCGAGAAGGGCGCCAACGUGGAGAUUCAAGACCGUCACGGUAUAACGCCACUACUCCUGGCCGCCGGCAGAGGGCAUGAAGGCGUUGUACGGGUUCUGCUCGAAAAGGGUGCUACGGUCGAGAUCAAGAACAAUCCUGGGACGACGCCGCUCAUGCUUGCCGCCGACCAAGGGCACACGACCAUCGUGCAUUUCCUGCUCGACAACGGCGCCGACAUCGAGUUCAGAGACGCCGUGGGCAUGACACCGCUGUCCUGGGCGGCCGAAGGCGGGCACGAAGACACCGUGCGGCUCCUCCUCGACAAAGGUGCCGACCUCGAAGCACGGGACCUGCACCGCAAGGUGCCGCUGUGGUACGCCGCCCGGGGUCGCCACGAGGCCGUCAUGCGGUUGCUGCUCGAACGCGGCGCUGACGCCGAGCCACGCGACCACCCGGGUGCCAUUCCCAUGUGGUAUCUCUGGCAGAUCAGGGACAGGGUCAUCGAGAAGCUCUGGCGCGAACAUGGCCACACUUGA